CUCAGAUCCCAGCUACGUUCACGAAGCCGUGGUGGUCUGGGUUGAAGACAUCAGGGACAAGAACUUCACAAUUUGCGUUACACAGGCUGGGAGAAAUGAGAAGAAAAAUGGACAAGAACUUGCCACAGUUGACUGGUUAGCAUACCAAGGGGCCCCUGACGGGGGAGUGUCGGGUGAAAUGGACAUGCCGACUUGGUGGACUGGAACGAACUGUCGUGCAGUGUCCUUACCUUGGAGUAAGUUUAAAUCUGUUCCCACUGUGCUUGUGUCAGCGGAGCAUGAAAGGCGUGGUGUAAAACAUGAUGCUUCUUCUGUGUGGGUAGAAGAUGUUACAACGUGGUCCUUCAAGAUGUGCAUCAGAGAAUUACAGAACUUUGAUGGAGCUCACCAAAGCAUCCGCGUUGUAAGCAAUUUUCAGUUAUUUGCAUUUGUUAAUAUAUCUGGUAUAGUUUCAGUAUCGCAUACAUUUUUCCGCUCGUGGAGGGGGACAUGGGGAUUGGCGGUGCUGCGGUGUUGAUGUUUUUUUUUUUAAUGCGGUGAUGCGGUGAAUAAAAUCUCAACUUGCGGUACUGCGGUGAUCUCCAACCCUACGGUGUGCGAUGUUUGUGUUUUUCACGCUGCGGUGUUCGGUGAAAUAAAAUUGUUUG
Messenger RNA from Orbicella faveolata, 647 nucleotides. RefSeq lists its product as uncharacterized. The record is from RefSeq and is a predicted model, not a curated record. Gene Ontology annotation, molecular function: protein binding; calcium ion binding. NCBI's taxonomy places the organism in Eukaryota, Metazoa, Cnidaria, Anthozoa, Scleractinia, Merulinidae.